UUCUUAAACUCCGUGCCUAGUUAAACUAUAUAACAUAAGUUAGGACGGAGGAAUAGCAUAUAUGGAGUUCUAGUUUUUUCUCCUCUCAAAAUCCUUUAUUUGGAAAAGUAUUCAAUUAUGGAUGUAUGAUCAUAUUCUUUUUAGGCAUGCUGUUGUGGAGGAACUAGCCGAGCUGGGUGCGACAGUCUACACAUGUUCACGUAAUGAAGCAGCGCUUAAGGAAUGCUUGAAAGAGUGGUCCGCGAAAGGCUUUAAAGUGAAGGGUUGUGUCUGUGAUGUAUCUUCAAGGGAUCAGAGAGUUCAACUCAUGGAAAACGUCUCCUCUGCUUUCGACGGAAAGCUGAACAUUCUUGUAACUUCUAUAACUUCUCCUCCUAUGUAGGUAUUGGUCAAAUGGCCCAGGAAUGGAGCCCAAAAUACUAUAUUCCUCUGUCCCACUUUAUGUGACACAUGAAGGGUAAAAAAGAAUUUUUCUUUGAUAACGAUUUUUUUAAUACUAGUAUCAGCCUUUUGCAUAUUUUAAAUUAUUAAUUAUUGUGACUUAUAGUAUGUAAUCUAGUUUUAUAUUGAAAAACUUGAAGGAUUUAUUUCCGAAUUCACACCGAAAUUAGAUAGUUUGAUUCUCUUGUACUCUAAAUCGUCUAAAAAAAAUGGGACGGAAGGAGUACCAUUUUGUAAUGUGUAUAACCGAAUAUAACCCAAAUUGCUAGCAUUAGUGUUUGUGAACUCGAUGAGUGGUAUGUGGCCAAAACCAUUUUAGCAGAUAUCCAAAGCCUAUUAAGCAUUAACAUUCUUUUUUAUUAAUAGAGUUCUUUGUCUGACUAUGUUUGAUUGAUACUGUUCUAAUUGAGUAAGUUUUCACAUGUGUUUUCAAAGUUGCUCUUGGACAUGUUUGAUUGAUACUGUUCUAAUUGAGUAAGUUUUUACAUGUGUUUUCAAGGUUGCUCUUGGACAUGUAUGCUUUGUGUUCAAAUUUUCUGAGCAAUGUUAUUGCCUUAUAUAUAUUUUAAUUAAUUCGGCAAUAGAUAAACAAUGCCGGGACAAACAUUAGGAAGCCCA
Molecule: messenger RNA, 1059 nt
Organism: Lycium barbarum (goji berry)
Lineage: Eukaryota; Viridiplantae; Streptophyta; Magnoliopsida; Solanales; Solanaceae
Product: tropinone reductase homolog At2g29170
Exons: 1
Coding region: 122-382 (86 amino acids)
Molecular function (GO): oxidoreductase activity
Source: RefSeq, a predicted model, not a curated record